CUGGUGUGCCAGACCUCCUGGGGGCCGUCUGCCCGACUGCCCCUGACUCCGGCAGCGGGGUCCCCGAUGGCAGUGGGCGCCUCCCCGUGAAACCUGCCAAGCUGGACGCCACAGCUCUGCACGACGACACUUUGGCCAACUCCGUGCCCCCUUCGGAGGCGUCCAACCAUGCAGUCCUAGCCUGCAGCCCGGGCAUCCCUGAGGAACACUAUGUAAGCGAGGCUGUGGAAGAUGCUCCCGGCUGCAGAGGGUACCGGGAUGCCUGCACCAUCACUGACGUGUGCAACAGCACUGACCUUCCGGAAGUUGAGAUCAUCAGCCUGCUGGAGGAGCAGCUGCCCCAUUACAAGCUAAGAGCUGACACCAUCUACGGUUAUGACCACGACGACUGGCUCCAUACCCCCCUCAUUUCUCCAGAUGCCAACAUUGACCUCACGACCGAGCAGAUUGAGGAGACGCUGAAGUACUUCCUUUUAUGUGCUGAAAGAGUUGGCCAGAUGACUAAGACAUAUAAUGACAUAGAUUCUGUAACUCGGCUUCUUGAGGAGAAAGAGCGGGAUCUAGAGUUGGCUGCUCGGAUAGGCCAGUCGUUGUUGAAGAAGAACAAGACGCUAACCGAGAGGAAUGAGCUGCUGGAGGAGCAGGUGGAGCACAUCAGGGAGGAGGUGUCACAGCUCCGGCAUGAACUGUCCAUGAAGGAUGAACUGCUUCAGUUCUACUCCAGCGCCGCAGAGGAGAGCGAGCCGGAGUCUGUGUGCUCCACCCCGUUGAAGAGGAAUGAGUCAUCCUCCUCCGUCCAGAAUUACUUCCAUCUAGAUUCUCUCCAGAAGAAGCUGAAGGACCUUGAAGAGGAGAACGUUGUACUUCGAUCAGAGGCCUGCCAGCUGAAGACGGAGACCAUUACCUAUGAAGAGAAGGAACAGCAGCUGGUCAACGACUGUGUGAAGGAGCUGAAAACCAUUCUCUCUGGCUCUUGCGACUGUCGUUUCUUGGUCAAAGGGGAUGCCAACGUGCAGAUUGCCAGUAUCUCGGAGGAACUGGCCAAGAAGACGGAAGAUGCUGCCCGCCAGCAGGAGGAGAUCACACACCUGCUCUCCCAAAUAGUUGAUUUGCAGAAGAAGGCAAAAGCUUGUGCAGUGGAAAAUGAAGAGCUUGUCCAACACCUGGGGGCCGCCAAGGAUGCCCAGCGGCAGCUCACGGCCGAGCUGCGCGAGCUGGAGGACAAGUACGCCGAGUGCAUGGAGAUGCUCCACGAGGCGCAGGAAGAGCUCAAGAACCUGCGGAACAAGACCAUGCCCAACACCACGUCCAGGCGCUACCACUCGCUGGGCCUGUUUCCCAUGGACUCCUUGGCGGCGGAGAUCGAGGGAACCAUGCGCAAGGAGCUGCAGCUGGAAGAGCCCGAGUCGCCAGACAUCGCUCACCAGAAGCGAGUCUUUGAGACCGUAAGAAACAUCAACCAGGUCGUCAAGCAGAGGUCUCUGACCCCGUCCCCCAUGAACAUCCCUGGCUCCAACCAGUCCUCGGCCAUGAACUCGCUCCUGUCCAGCUGUGUCAGCACCCCCCGGUCCAGCUUCUACGGCAGCGACGUCGGCAACGUCGUCCUUGACAACAAGACCAACAGCAUCAUCCUGGAAGCAGAGUCAGCAGACCUGGGAAACGAGGAGCGGAGUAAGAAGCCGGGCACGCCGGGCACCCCGGGCUCCCACGACCUGGAGACGGCGCUGCGGCGGCUGUCCCUCCGCCGGGAGAACUACCUCUCGGAGAGGAGGUUCUUCGAGGAGGAGCAGGAGCGGAAGCUCAGGGAGCUGGCGGAGAAGGGCGAGCUGCUCAGCGGCUCCCUGACGCCCACCGAGAGCAUCAUGUCCCUGGGCACGCACUCGCGCUUCUCGGAGUUCACCGGCUUCUCUGGCAUGUCGUUCAGCAGCCGCUCCUACCUGCCCGAGAAGCUGCAGAUCGUCAAGCCGCUGGAAGGUUCUGCCACCCUUCACCACUGGCAGCAGUUGGCCCAGCCUCACCUCGGGGGCAUCCUGGACCCCCGGCCUGGUGUGGUCACCAAGGGCUUCCGGACGCUGGACGUUGACCUGGACGAAGUGUACUGCCUUAACGACUUCGAAGAAGAUGACACAGGUGACCACAUUUCCCUCCCGGGCCUAGCUACCUCCACGCCAGUUCAGCACCCAGAGACCUCAGCCCACCACCCUGGGAAGUGCAUGUCACAGACAAACUCCACCUUCACCUUCACCACCUGUCGCAUCCUGCAUCCUUCAGACGAGCUCACGCGGGUCACGCCAAGCCUUAACUCGGCCCCGACUCCAGCUUGUGGCAGCACCAGCCACUUGAAGUCCACGCCGGUGGCCACGCCGUGCACUCCGCGGAGACUGAGCCUGGCCGAAUCCUUCACUAACGUCCGUGAGUCCACGACCACCAUGAGCACAUCCCUGGGGCUGGUGUGGCUGCUGAAGGAGCGGGGCAUUUCCGCGGCUGUGUACGACCCCCAGAGCUGGGACAGGGCUGGCCGGGGCUCUCUCCUGCACUCCUACACCCCCAGGAUGACCGUGAUCCCCUCUACCCCGCCCAACUCGCCUAUGCAGUCGCCCACGUCUUCCCCGCCUUCCUUCGAGUUCAAGUGCACGAGCCCUCCCUACGACAACUUCCUGGCCUCCAAGCCAGCCAGCUCCAUCCUGAGGGAGGUGAGGGAGAAGAAGGCGGUCCGGAGCAGCGAGAGCCAGACCGACGUGUCUGUCUCCAACCUGAACCUCGUGGACAAAGUCAGGAGGUUUAGUGUGGCCAAAGUGGUGAACUCGGGGCGAGCCCACGUCCCCACCUUGACUGAGGACCAGGGACCUCUCCUCUGUGGGCCCCCGGGCCCCACGCAGGCCCUUGUCCCCGGAGGCCUGGUACCCGAGGGCCUGCCCCUUGGAUGCCCCACCGUCACCAGUGCCAUCGGCGGGCUCCAGCUCAACAGUGGCAUCCGACGGAACCGCAGCUUCCCCACCAUGGUGGGGUCCAGCAUGCAGAUGAAAGCCCCCGUGACGCUCACCUCGGGCAUCUUGAUGGGUGCUAAACUCCCCAAACAAACUAGCUUACGGUGAGGCUGGGAGAAGGCCCUUCCGCUAGAGGAAACCCGUCUUGCUCCCGCCUCCCUCUCCUCCCCCCGCACUGCGCACGCUCCCUCUGCUGUCCUCUGUACGUCCCCUCCUGAGCUGGACAAAUCAACCUCGUGCCUCAUGGGGGCAGAGUGGAGACUCUGUAAAAUGUGUACAUAGGACCCGGAGACCUGUAUCCGCCCUGCCCUUCCUUCGAAUCCCACGGGAAGCACCCCAGCACCGACAUCGCUCUCUUGAGGACUUGGCCCGUGCUGGCCGGGGGCAGGGGCAGCCCGGUGUCUUUCCUUCUUCUUUCCUUUGAGAAGCACUGAACCCCCCCCCCCCACCACCUCCAUGUGUGUUCUUAUCCCAUGGAUAGGAAACCAGUGAAUCUGUGGCUGGCUGCCGGAGCCACACAUCCUGAGCUGUCACGUAGCACAGUGGCUGUGCCGCCUGGUGUCACUGGGCACCUGGCCUCACCCUCCCUGUAAGAGUGUAAGGGGCCUCCGUCCGCUGCCACGUGCAGCGGCCCCAACGGACGGUCGCUUCUUUUCUUGAGCUGUGACUUUCUCUUCUCAUGCCUUCAACCUGAAUUCAUCCCUCCAUGUUUUGUAAUCCACUGUCGGACCAGACGUCUGACCUGAAAGAGAAUGUAUUUACACUCCUGCUGCACCGUUUGGCAGCCCCUGUGUGUUCUGUGUGAUUUGUUUUAUUUUUCUGCGUUCUGUUUUGUUUUUUUAAUAUAUGCAGGGAAGUAAUGGUACUAGAUGGGAAGUCGCAGUGAAUGUUCUCUCUGUGGUUCUGUGACACCAAAAUACAAGUUUCAGACACACCAAGCCGCUCCUGAGAUAGCAGCUUAUUUCUGGGACCCAGUGUCACAACCAAAUUAAGACCAGACCCAAGGCGAUUUUAACAAUAGGAUCAUAAGGAAAGGGGGUUGGGGAAAGGUGGUGGAUGAAAUUUGUCAACAGCAUAAGUCAAAGAGAAGAACCACGGCCAAAGGUAACACCAAACUGGUUCACAGAGAAAUGAGGCUUUGGCGGUCCUCUUGUUCUGGUCCUUGUUCUGGACCUGAGACCAGUGAGCAUGCUUUCACGUCUGUGGUCUUCUUCUGCAGCCAUUCGAUGCCCUCAAAACACGUUUUGCCCUCUUGUUUCAGAACAGAGUGGUCCCCAAAAGCCCUUUGUGUCCUUGUGCCACUUUUUAUCCUUAGGAAAAGGUAGAGGUGUUGUGAGAAGAACCGUGAACAAACAGGGAGUCUGGUCCCAUCGCUGUCACUGACUAAGUUUCAAACUUUUAUUUAUUAUUUGUGUGUGCUGUAUUUUAAACAAACAUCUUCUGUCCUCUCCAGCUCGGUCACAGCGCGCCUGUGGCUUUCCAAUCCAAGCAGGUCAUUUAUUUAUUCUAAUCUGAGGACUGCACUGCACAUCACGGUGCUCUGUGGCCAUUUGUUCCAGACAUUUAUGGAAGGAUAACAUCAUAUGCAAAUGAAAUCGUCCUUUUGCACCCCCCGUCACCCUCCUCCCACCACCCUUGGCAAAAGAUGUAUCCUUCAAUUGAGUGAGUGUGACCUUAUGUCCACUGAAGAUACUUUGAGAAAGUCCCCAGGAGCAAGCUUCGGUCCCAUGAUUUCAUACUAUUUAUUCUCUGAACACGAGGGUGUUGGUUAAUUGUGUUUUCAACUCUCCUCGCUGUGGUAUGUGUGCACUCACUGCAAGGAACUUAUAUCUUUUUAUUUGAAUGUAUUUUAAAGCAGUAGGUAGAAUAACAAGGGAAUAUGAAAACCAUGGAUGGAACGGACCAUUUUAUGUAUUCAGAGAGAGGAGCCACCCAUCAUCACAAAGGAGAUACCCGUGUAAAAAUCAACAAUUCGGAGGUUGCAGUAUUUAGUAUAGUUAAUAAAUGAUCAACAUUGUGCAACCACUACCAAAAAGUGUGUUGUAAUGCAUCCAAAAUCAACAAUAAAAUUUUAUUUGCUAAUGAAUACCAAUAAAAUAAGUUCAAAUGAUGGAAACCA
This is a messenger RNA of Balaenoptera musculus (blue whale), 5106 nucleotides long. It is a transcript of the gene TRAK1, whose product is annotated as trafficking kinesin protein 1. The transcript has 16 exons. The coding region runs from base 498 to 3095 and encodes 865 amino acids. Gene Ontology annotation, molecular function: GABA receptor binding. Gene Ontology annotation, cellular component: dendrite. The record is from RefSeq and is a predicted model, not a curated record. Gene Ontology annotation, biological process: endosome to lysosome transport; anterograde axonal transport of mitochondrion; neurogenesis. Lineage: Eukaryota; Metazoa; Chordata; Mammalia; Artiodactyla; Balaenopteridae.